GGGCUAUUGUAUCACCUCUUAAUCUUCUUUUCUCCAAGCUAAAUGUUAGAAAGCUUUUUUAUUUCUGUCUGUGCAUGCACACAACUGUUGGAAACCCUGUCCCCCCCCCCAAACAUUAGCUCUUUCUCAGGUUAGGCAAAAACAAGAGUUACUUUGCUAUGAAUAAAAUACAUCAAUUUAUGACAAUAGAAUAUGAUUCUAGACAGCACAACUGCAGUUGAAAAUGUUUUAGGAAGAGCGGUGUGAGUCAGUCUCUAUUUUGGAGACGAAACUAAUUGAAACUGAAAACGACUGAACAACUAAACUGAAGAUGCUGCAAACAAUUAUACUGGAUACUUAAAUAUCUCUAUGUGAAAGUCAUUUUAAACUUGUGGCACUAAUUCUGAUACAUAUUCUUGUAACAGAAUCCUGGGUUCAGCAGAUAUUAAUGAUUUUUUUUUGUGGGUUUCUUUUUUUGUGUUGUGUGGUUAGGAGGUUUGGAUCGAUUUAUUGAAAACAAGAUAUUGGCUUCUUUGGGCAAUGUGAAGUGGUUUAUAUGAAGAUUUUGUCCUGUUAUUUUUGUGUGUGUAUAUUGAUCAUCAUCACACUGCUUUAAAUAAACCACUCUGAGGAUUGUGAAAUUGAAGGCUUUCAUGGCCGGCAUCCACUCUGAAGAUUCUUUUUGCUAAGAAGUUGUUAAAGUUUAAGUUUUGUAUUGGCAGCAUUUUACAGUGAGAAUGAAAUGCGUUACCUGUAUUGCAAGAAUCGCUGAGCUACAAUACAGUAUGCUGUAAAUCAAAAGGAUUUAAAAGGUUUAAAACCACGUGUUUGCUUGUUUUGAAAUAAGUCGCUAGUCUCCAAAGUCUUUAAUAAAAAGCACUUUUUAAUGUGGUGCCAGAAUGAAAUCGGUAUCAGUGUGUAUUAGACCUCCAAUCUCCAAAGGUGCUGUGCUUUGUCUUCCUGCAAUGCGUGGGUUUCCAUGGUCGAACAGGGAUUCGAACCCUAGUCUCCAGGAUAAAUGUCCUACAUUCAAAUAUCUACACCAUUCUGACUCUCCUGUCCUUUGUCUUAGGUCUCCUUUAUCCAGUGGAUAUGAAAGAAAUAAAUCCUGAAGUUCUAGAAAGAACAUCUCUGGUGUACCAUACUAAACUAUUAGAGGAAUUGUCUUUAGCUCCUGAACUUUUCUCUGUUCCAGGAAGAGAGAAAGUUCAACUUGAGGCUUCCUUGAUGCAUUUCCUCCCUCUGUACAGAGAAGACAGUAAAUGUAAGAUUCUGGUUUUGACUGAUCCACAAGACAAGAAUGCAGUUUUAGCACUGUAUUUGCACAGUUCCUGGUGGCCUAUUGAAGAUGUAGUGAAGACUACUGAUCCUUUCCGAGAAGGUCUGAUACAGGUCCAGACAUUCACAGAAAGAAUUGUCCUCUUUGUGCUUAACUGCAUCAUUUUUGGAAUGCUAGAAAGGAGUUUGACUCAUGAUAUACUCUUUGUGCCUCAUUCCAAGAAGGAGCGUGCCAAAAUAUUUUGGACGAAAGGAGAGGCGGUUGCCUUCUACACCAUCAAAGCAAAAGGAAGCCUGUGUGAUGGACUCACCAGCCAAUGCUACUUGCUCCCAGUUUUGGACACCAUGUUUGUCCGACAAAAGUUUAGAAGAUGCGGACUUGGUCUGAAAAUGCUUCAUGACUUUUGUCAGAUGUUUGCAACUGAGGAGGCUUUGGGACUCAGUUGUCCUGUUUCUGCAGACAUGUAUCGAGUUUGUCAAAAGUUCUUGGAGAUCCAUCCAGAAGAACAGUCUCGACUGUGGGAAGUGGAGGCACCAGGGGACUGGAGCCAGCGUGUUAGUAUCUGGCUAAAGAUCCAGCUGGAACGAAACCUUCCAAGAGAGGUGGAUUCGGGCAGCCCUGGGGAGAAGGUUGAAGAUGAUGAACCUGUGCAGUCAGAUGAAACACACAUGAAUAAGAUGGCCACAUUCCUAAAAGUACGGCAUCACCAGGUCUUAAUAUUUCGACAAAGGAAUGUAACUGUGAACCAGAAGAUGCAUUCAACCUUUGGCCUCAUGAUGAAGAACACGUUGUUCAACAUACUGCUGAAACACAGCAAAGUAAGGGAUCAAAGAAAAGGGCAAGUUGUGGAGAACCAUAUGAAGGCACCAUUCCUAAGCAUUUCAAAGGACUGCCUUAACUUUGUAAUGUGGCAGAAAUAAAAUAAGAACAAGAUGUGAAUGGAUGUGGAAUAAUAAGCUUUGAGCAUUGACCACCCAGCCAUAAGGUCCCUAAUUCAAAUCUUCGCUCAGUCAUGGAUUUAUUUAAGUGUCUCUACUGUUGCGUAGUAGUUUGAGUAUUGGACUAUGACUCUGGAGAUUGGAGUUCAAUUCCCGGCUCAGCCAUGAAACCCAUUGGGUGACCCUGGGCAAGUCACAUGCUCUCAGCCUCAGGGGAAGACAGUGGCAAACCUCUUCUAAAUAAAUCUUGCCAAGAAAACCCUGUUAGGGUCACACUAAGUAAGAAAUGACUUGUAGCUCACAACAACAAACUCUUCUUUUAACCUGGCGUCAUACAACCACAAACCAUGGUUCUUUUUCAAAAUACAGAUUGUGUUUUCUGGGUGAAAAUUGGUGUGCAUAUUUUGCUAUUUUGUGUACGUGAAGCUUAAAUUUAAUAAUUUGUUUUUUAUUUAUUUAUAUACCGCUAUUCCAAAGAUCAUAGCGGUGAACAGCAACUAAGCUAAUUAGCAAGUAAGC
This is a messenger RNA of Sceloporus undulatus (fence lizard), 2715 nucleotides long. Its product is annotated as protein FAM169B-like. The record is from RefSeq and is a predicted model, not a curated record. The transcript has 8 exons. Bases 1072 to 2178 code for a protein of 368 amino acids. Lineage: Eukaryota; Metazoa; Chordata; Lepidosauria; Squamata; Phrynosomatidae.